AUGACUCUCGGCACAAUCUCCCUCGUGGUAUUAGGAGCUCUAAUCGGUGUCAUCCUCCAAAAUGCAGACCACCCGCUGAGCUUUUACUGGCAUUUAGUCCUAGGACCCGUACGCAGCGACAACCUGCUUAUGGAUCCCAGUAGAGACAAUCCACUCUCCUUUCCCGACUCUGCGAACCCAGUCUACUACCCAGGCCUACACGCUCAUCCGCAGAGCCCAAUAUCCAUGGCUAUCCUCGGGAACACCCCACAGCUAUUUCACUCCGUAAUAUAUUUCCUCUAUAACAAUCUUAUAACAUGCAUGGUCCUCGCCGCCAAAUACAAUGACUACGGCAAUGAGCGAAAAGUGCUACGCGUCUCCGAGCCUCGGGGAGCUCAGCGAUCAACAUACUACCUCAGUCUACCGUAUCGAUAUAUCGUCCCACUGCUGUUAUCAUCGGCCGUGCUACACUGGCUCGUCUUACAAAGUUCAUAUUACGUACGUGUGGUCUCAUAUGAUCAAUGGGGAAGUGCAGGGGCUAUGAUUAGCACAUGUGGCUUCUCAGUUGUCGCAAUGAUCAUUCUUCUACAUCUCGGGGGCUUGAUGCUGCGGAGCUGCAGUGCCGCUAUUAGUGCCGCGUGCCACCCCCCGGGCAAUGAUAUUGACGCUGCCUUGAAGCCGGUUAAAUGGGUAAAAUCCCUGGCAAGUGCAAAGAUACGAUGA
Aspergillus pseudonomiae is the source of this 702-nucleotide messenger RNA. RefSeq lists its product as uncharacterized. NCBI's taxonomy places the organism in Eukaryota, Fungi, Ascomycota, Eurotiomycetes, Eurotiales, Aspergillaceae. The transcript has 3 exons. The record is from RefSeq and is a predicted model, not a curated record. The coding region runs from base 1 to 702 and encodes 233 amino acids.